Lepisosteus oculatus (spotted gar) is the source of this 1409-nucleotide messenger RNA. RefSeq names its product zona pellucida-like domain containing 1a (gene zpld1a). Gene Ontology annotation, cellular component: cell surface. The record is from RefSeq and is a predicted model, not a curated record. NCBI's taxonomy places the organism in Eukaryota, Metazoa, Chordata, Actinopteri, Semionotiformes, Lepisosteidae.
GCUGACCAUUCGAUCACAUGCAGGAGCCCAAAGCACAUGGAGAACCGCUGAAUAGCCGUCUACCAGGGUACAGGGUGCUGCAAUGGAACAAAUAUGUUUGGUUAUCCUUCUUAUAGGUAAGGCUCUUUCAGUCGGUGCACAGUUCAAUGGGUACAACUGCGAUGCCAACCACCACAGUCGCUUUCCUGCUGAGCGGGAUAUUAGUGUGUAUUGCGGGGUGCAGACGAUCACCCUGAAGAUUAACUUUUGCCCAGUGCUCUUCUCUGGGUACACUGAUGCCGACCUGGCCCUCAAUGGUCGCCACGGAGAUGCCCACUGCCGGGGCUUUAUCAACAACAACACCUUCCCCACAGUGGUUCUCUUCACCAUCAGCCUGAACACUCUGGAAUCCUGUGACAACUCUCUGGUGGUUUCCUCAGCCCAGGGCAUGAAUGCCUUUGGAAAUCUGUCCUUGGUGCAAAUUGGGAAUAUAUCAGGAUAUAUUGACACCCCCGAUCCACCAACAAUUAUCAGUUACCUGCCUGGACUGCUGUACAAAUUCAGCUGCAGCUAUCCUUUGGAGUAUCUGGUCAACAACACUCAACUAGCUUCGUCAUCUGCUGCUAUAUCUGUGAAGGAAAACAAUGGUACUUUUCUAAGCACCUUGAAUUUACUCCUGUACAAUGACUCAACGUACGCACAACAGCUCUCCAUACCAAUGGCCGGGUUGACACUAAAGACUAAGGUGUUUGCAGCAGUGAAAGCCACCAAUCUCGACAGGAGAUGGAAUGUUAUGAUGGACUACUGUUAUACAACUCCUUCUGGAAAUCCCAGUGAUGAACUUCGAUAUGACCUUUUCUUUAGUUGUGACAAAGACCCGCAAACGACGGUUAUUGAAAAUGGUAAAAGUCAAAUGGGCCGUUUUUCCUUUGAAGUGUUCCGAUUUGUCAAGCACAAAAACCAGAAAAUGUCAACGGUGUUUCUGCAUUGUGUCACCAAGCUCUGCAAGGCAGAUGACUGCCCUUUACUCAUGCCAAUCUGCGGCAGCAGAAAGAAACGAGAUCUUUCGGAGAAGGUGACCCCCAAACCUCAGAGCACCUCUGGAAACGCAGUCAUCACAGCUGGUCCAAUUAUCACCAGAAGUGAUGAAACUCCAACCAACAACUCACAGCUAGCGCAGCUAAAUGGCCCGGCCUUCCAGUUGAAUUCAGUGACAAGCGCUCUGAUCUCUGGUGUCAUUAUUCUAGGAGUUAUGAGCUUUUCUUUCUUCAUCCUCUCCCUCACCUUGCUCAAAGGGAAGCAGCACAACUCUGCAGUGCUGUCUGGAACCAGGAACCCAGUCUUCAACUAACACUCACUUUUUGUGUUAAUGUUUUUGUUUUUCUAAAACGAACUUGUUUGGGUUCGUUACAAUAUAUUAUUAUAAAAAA